UCGGAGUCAGCUGUGCAAGACGACGCUGACGAAGGCACCAACGAUGUAUUGAGGCCAGCAAUUCGAGACCAAAAUCACCGUACCGACUGGCAGUGGGCUAGCGCCGUCAGAGCCUUCGCAGAGGGAGGGGCAGUACGGAAACGCUGGCGUGAUGAGCGGCAACGGAGCCAGCUGCCAAGAAGUCACGCCGAGAUGCGCCAACGAGCCAGCUGUGGUAGACGACGACGACGACGAACGCGCGAGCAAUAAACAGCUGGGCGUCCUUAGUCGCUGCUGCGGCGCGGCAAGAGCAGCCUGUCUCGGGUCACACGGCGAGCUUGAACAUGGCGCUGCUCGUGAUCCAGGGCACAUGCCUCACGCUCACCGCCGCUGCUCUGCUGCUGCUACUGCUGCCUGUCCGUGGUGAUGGCUGCCACGUCCGGGGUUUCGAAGGUGCCGCUCCAGUCGACCCAGAUGCAUGCAGGAAUGUUACGGAAAUUAUCAGAAACAAGGGCUACCCCGUGGAAGAGCACAGGGUGACGACCAGCGACGGCUUCGUCCUCAACAUCCAGCGCAUGCCGGACGGUCACAAGCAGCGGCCCGCCAAAGAGCCGAAGCCGGUAGUCUUCCUCCAGCAUGGCCUGCUCAGCUCUUCGGUUGAUUGGGCCAUCAACUAUCCCCCAGAGAGCCUCGCAUACAUCUUGGCAGACGCCGGUUACGACGUCUGGUUGGGAAAUGUUCGCGGCAACACAUACACCAGCCACGUCAAGUACACGCGGAAGGAUAAGGAAUUCUGGGACUUUAGUUUCGACCAGAUGAUCGCGUACGACCUGCCAGCGAUGCUCGACUAUGUCCUGAACACAACGCAGCGGACCAAGCUUUUCUACGUGGGACACUCGCAGGGGACGCUGAUACUUUUCGCACUGCUCUCGGAGAGGCCGGAGUACAACGAAAAGAUCCAGCUAUUCUCUGCGCUAGGGCCAGUGGCGAAUGUGACGCACAUGACGUCACCGGUGCGACUGUUGGCACCGUUCGCGAAAGACGCCGAGAUGCUUUUCCGGUUGCUCGGCGAGUACGACUUCUUGCCGAACAACUGGUUCAUGAAGUUCCUGGCGAAAACCAUGUGCAAGUACCACGUGCUCCGGGAGGUCUGCGAGGACGCCAUCUUCCUGAUCACCGGCACUGACAUGCACGAGUUCAAUGUGAGUCGCCUACCUGUAAUCAUCAGCCACACGCCAGCGGGGACAUCAGUCAAGAACAUGGUUCACUUCGCUCAGCUCGUUCGAGAGAAACGGCUCCAGAAAUACGACUACGGUAGCUCCAAGAACUUGGCCGUCUAUGGACAGGAAAUCCCUCCGGCGUACAACGUGUCGGGCGUGAAGGUCCCCGUGGGCCUCUUCUGGAGCCUGAACGACUGGUUCGCCGACCCCACGGACGUCAACCACCUCAGCAAACAACUGCCGAAUCUCAUAUUAAACUACCAGGUGCCGGAUCCGCUGUUCACGCACGUCGAUUUCACCUUCGGAGUGCACGCCAAGGACAUUGUCUACAACGCCAUGAUGAAGCUUAUGGACCGUCACAAAGACAAAGCCGGGUGGCUCUAGUUUCCAUGCAGUGAUAGCGAUCAAAUGCUCUUUGUGUCUUGAUUUCGUGUAAAAUAAUAUCGCAUCAUUUUUCUUACCCCCUCGAAGAAACGCACCCCUGCUCAAAGUGACGCAGCACAGAAGCGGCCGAGGCGGCACAUUUACUUUGGAAGGGCAUUGCCCCAGAAGACAUGCGAAGAAGGCACCUCCCUCGAGAACUGAUGUACCCUACUUACCCGGAUGUACUCCGGGCGUGGGUUCGCAGUCGCCAUUUUAAUUUACUCCUCUCCUACAUGUGGACUCGGAGCUGCAUAUUCCCUGGUGUAGAAGAUGCAAGGCCAACAUGAGUCUAGAAAGGAGUACAUGAAUUUUAAAUAAAGGCGUUUAUACCCCUA
Messenger RNA from Dermacentor albipictus, 1957 nucleotides. Its product is annotated as lysosomal acid lipase/cholesteryl ester hydrolase-like. Lineage: Eukaryota; Metazoa; Arthropoda; Arachnida; Ixodida; Ixodidae. Gene Ontology annotation, molecular function: hydrolase activity, acting on ester bonds. Gene Ontology annotation, biological process: lipid metabolic process. The record is from RefSeq and is a predicted model, not a curated record.